Messenger RNA from Drosophila subpulchrella, 1552 nucleotides. RefSeq names its product ras-related protein Rab-14 (gene Rab14). Gene Ontology annotation, biological process: endocytic recycling; defense response to bacterium; Golgi to endosome transport. The record is from RefSeq and is a predicted model, not a curated record. The transcript has 5 exons. Lineage: Eukaryota; Metazoa; Arthropoda; Insecta; Diptera; Drosophilidae. Gene Ontology annotation, cellular component: phagocytic vesicle; recycling endosome; trans-Golgi network. The coding region runs from base 303 to 950 and encodes 215 amino acids. Gene Ontology annotation, molecular function: GTP binding; GTPase activity.
CAAUCCAAAGCAAAACAAAGAGAGUGUACUGAUUUGCAUGUAAAUCGAGCUGCAAAUUCAAAAUAAUUGCGAUAAUAGCUCUUUUCGCACGAAGCCAGUGUGUGUAAUUGCACGGUACUGAGCUGCAUUUUGCAUUGCCAAAUUGGCAGAAAGUCGCAAUCGAAUUCCGCCCAAGAAAACAACAAUACGCAGACACACACAGACGCAGAGCCAAACGACCCCCCGCUCUUCGUAACCGCCCUACAUUCCGAAUUCCUUCCGCUCCCUAAAGGUGAACUAAAGUGAUCUAAAACGGUCCCAACAUGACUGCAGCGCCGUACAACUAUAACUACAUCUUCAAGUACAUCAUCAUCGGUGACAUGGGCGUGGGCAAGUCCUGUCUGCUCCACCAGUUCACCGAGAAGAAAUUCAUGGCCAAUUGCCCACAUACUAUUGGCGUGGAGUUCGGAACACGCAUCAUCGAGGUGGACGACAAAAAGAUCAAGCUACAGAUCUGGGACACAGCGGGCCAAGAGCGCUUCCGGGCUGUCACACGCUCCUAUUACCGGGGAGCAGCCGGUGCUCUGAUGGUCUACGAUAUUACCAGACGUUCCACAUACAAUCACUUGAGCAGCUGGCUCACCGACACUCGCAAUCUCACCAACCCCAGCACUGUGAUCUUUCUCAUUGGCAAUAAGUCGGAUCUGGAGAGCACUCGCGAGGUGACCUACGAGGAGGCCAAGGAGUUUGCCGAUGAGAACGGGCUCAUGUUUCUCGAAGCUAGUGCUAUGACUGGCCAGAAUGUCGAGGAGGCUUUUCUAGAGACCGCUCGCAAGAUUUACCAGAACAUCCAGGAGGGUCGGUUGGACCUCAACGCCUCUGAAUCCGGAGUUCAGCACCGGCCUUCGCAGCCCUCACGAACUUCGCUGAGCAGCGAGGCUACGGGCGUCAAGGAUCAGUGCUCGUGCUAAAUGGAUGCACCUUAACUUUACACAACCCUAGAUAUACAAAUCAAGUUUUAUUUUUAGCCGACUCGUAAUCUACUGAAGCCCAAGCUAAAACCAAUGUAUGUAGUUCAAUGAUUCGAUUAAGCAUUAAUGUGUGAGCCAACAACAGCGACAGCAACCACAAAAAAAAAAACACAAAAUAUAAAAGCGCCCUCCCCGAUAAUAAGACACAACUUCAACAUAUAUAAUAUCUAUUAAGCAUAAAUAUUAAAAAAAAAAAUUGGACACGUUUGUUGGUUAGUGCGAAUAUUUCUCACGCAUCGUUAGAGAAACCAAAGUUUUGACUAUGAAAUUUCGAAAAGUUUAUCGCUCUUUUCUAAGCACCAACACUCGUUUGGCCCCAAUAUAUAGCUAAAUACGUUCGAUAGACCAAGAUUUCUGUUAGUUGUAUCCCUGUAUAUAUAUGAAUUUUUGUAUCUCCUUUUAUCUAUCAUAUUUUGUUGAGUAUUUGUUGUAGUCGCGUGCAAGGAAGGGAGAAAACGAUCAAUGUUAUAUGAAUAUUAACGAUGUAUUAAUGGCAUAAUGCAAUAGGUAAUAAAAAAAAACCGGUAUUUAUAAAGCCCCUA